Oikopleura dioica is the source of this 495-nucleotide messenger RNA. The record is from the annotation of a GenBank genome assembly. Lineage: Eukaryota; Metazoa; Chordata; Appendicularia; Copelata; Oikopleuridae.
AUGGAGACGGACUUUGUAAAUAUGACGUACAAAAGCAAGAUGAGCAAUUUUGACUGGUACAUGGAAGUUUCAGUGAUUGCCCUGUUGAUGAGCAUGAUUUUGGUUCAUUUUGCCUGGUGGCACAUGAAAAAUGUGAUGAGGAAGAGUCAUGAAGAGGAGGAGAUCUCACUGUAUCAGGAUGAAGUUUAUACAAAAGACCGAAAAGAAUCCUUCCCAUUUCUUCAACACAUGGCCAAACAAUCAAUGUACUACGUUUUUCCUAUGCUUGGCGAUGCAGGAGAGAGUCCACAAUUAUCAUCAGACGACGAGACAAAACCAAUGAUUGGAAAAUCGCCCUCGGUCGACGGUUUCUUCAUCGGUGAUCAUCCAAAUGACAGUAACUCGGAUGCCCCGUCGAUUUCAGACGAUUAUUUGAAUGUUCAAGAUCUCAAGAAGCAGUUUCACGAUCCGUUGACUAGAGUUAGUUCUGCCCCGCCAAACAAUCUUCUUUACUGA